Lagopus leucura (white-tailed ptarmigan) is the source of this 834-nucleotide messenger RNA. It is a transcript of the gene TARBP2, whose product is annotated as TARBP2 subunit of RISC loading complex. The record is from RefSeq and is a predicted model, not a curated record. The transcript is spliced from 2 exons. NCBI's taxonomy places the organism in Eukaryota, Metazoa, Chordata, Aves, Galliformes, Phasianidae. Bases 379 to 834 code for a protein of 151 amino acids.
AAAUCCCUGUGUUCCCUGGGGGGGGCCCCACUUGUGGCUCCCAACAGCCCCACAUCUCAACCGUUCCCCUAUGGGGACCCCCAGGGCGCCCUGUUGUCCCCUGAGUGCCACCGCGAGGGCUGCAGUGGUGUCUGAGCCUCUCUGUCCCCACAAUGGGGUCCCCAUGGUUCCUGAGCACCCCCUCAACCCCCCCAACCUCAAAUAUGUCCGUCUAUGGGGGGUCCUGGUGGUCCCUCAGUCCCCCAUGUCCCCAGGGGUGUCCCUAUAUGGAUGUCCCUACAGUUCCAUGAGCCCCCCAUACCCUAACCCUUACCCCAAACCCCCUAACCUUAACCCCAUGUCCCCAGGGGUGUCCCCAUAAGAGGUCCCUAUAACUCCAUGAGCCCCCCAUGUCCCCAGAGGUGCCCUGACGGGGGGUUCCCCGCAAUCCCUGUUGCCCCCCACCCCCCAAAAAGGGGGUCCUCACCCUCUGCCCCUUCCCCACAGGCCGGUCCUCGGCUGGAGGGGCUGCGGGGCCGCGCUCCGGGCUGCACGUGGGAUUCGCUGCGUAACUCCGCGGGCGAAAAGAUCGUGCAGCUGAGGAGCCACCCGUUGGCACCCAUGGGUGCUGGCGCCUGCGCGCUGCUGCAGGAGCUGUCAGAGGAGCAGAGCUUCGCCAUCAGCUACCUCGACAUCGAUGCGCUCAGUCUCAGCGGGCUGCACCAAUGCCUGGUCGAGUUGUCCACGCAGCCGGCCACCGUCUGCCACGGCGCCGCCUCCUCCCGCGACGGCGCCCGCUCCCACGCCGCCCGCAACGCCCUGCAGUACCUCCGCAUCAUGGCGGGGGGUAAAUGA